Messenger RNA from Aspergillus candidus, 654 nucleotides. RefSeq names its product Tim17/Tim22/Tim23/Pmp24 family protein. NCBI's taxonomy places the organism in Eukaryota, Fungi, Ascomycota, Eurotiomycetes, Eurotiales, Aspergillaceae. The coding region runs from base 1 to 654 and encodes 217 amino acids. The transcript has 6 exons. The record is from RefSeq and is a predicted model, not a curated record. Gene Ontology annotation, cellular component: peroxisomal membrane.
AUGGAUGCUCUUGUGUCUCAUCUGGACACCUUGGUCCAGAACCCGGAUCUGGCCCCUCUUUUGUCGCUCCUCAAGGGUGUCCGAAAUGGCGCCGUUUAUGGCGCCAAAGUGCGCUUUCCGCAUGCCUUGGUGAUGAUCUUCCUCUUCCGCUCCGGAACUUUCCGCGAGAAAGCCAAGCUUGUCUUCAAGGCGACCCGUCAGCAUGCUCGCAACCUGGCGACAUUUGCCUUCAUCUACAAGAGUGUGAUGCUGGCACUGCGCUAUCUGAACCCCGCUGGUGUCGGGAAGGAGGGCCGGUACGACACCUUCUUCGCAGGCGCGCUGGGAGGUUAUGCUGUGUUUGGACGGCACAAGACUAGUGUUACGCAGCAGAUCGUCAUCUACGUGUUUGCGCGCGUGGUCCUGGCCGCCGGCAAACUCUCCGUCCAGCCCAACAUGCACCCUUUCUCCUCCCUCAUCACCCCCGACUCGCGGACGCAGAUCCAGAAUAACGCCUGGCCGGUGUUUGCCUCGCUCAGCUGGGCCUUCGUCAUGUACAUCUUCCGCUGGUAUCCCGAAACUCUCAUGUCGAGUCUCCGCAGCAGUAUGGUUUACAUUUACGCCGACUCCGACCACUGGGACUCCUUCCGUAACCUCCUCAUCCACAACAAAUAG